UUUCUAUGGUAGAGAGAGAAGUGAAAAUUGUUGGUUAGAAAUCAUUUGAAAAUAUUAUUAUUAAGGCUAUAGAGUUAAAAGACAAUGUGGGCCAGCAGAAGUGCAAAGAUUUGUUUAUGCACGUAAAGAAAUAAGAGAACCCAAGUGAUGUCUCUUUUUAAGGCUCGUGAUUGGUGGAGAGUAUCAUGUGGCUCAGAAGAGGAUUUUGACAAAGGUUGCCUAUGUGUUGCAAAUAUUGACAACAGCAAAGAGGGAGCAGAUAAGAUCAUUGUUGGAAGCCAUGGAGGAGCCUUGAGAGUGUACAGUCCUCAUCCUUCAACACAAGAAGAUGGUUCUUUGAGUGGUUUCAGGCCAGAUGAACUCCUGCUAGAAAGCCAGCUCCAUCUCCCCAUUCUACAAGUGGCAAGUGGCUGUUUUGUGUCGUCUUCUAGUCAGCUUCACCUAGCAGUUUUACACCCCAGGAAGCUAUCUGUCUACACCAUAUCGGUUAUUAGUGGUGCAGUGGAUCAUGGUACUCACUAUUACUUAUCAUUGACUUAUGAACAUAACCUACAACGAAGUGCUUACUGCAUGGUUACAGGACACUUUGGUGGUGUGAAAGGUGAGGUAGCUCAGGCUGACUGGUUGUUUAGUCUUGGAGAAGCAGCCCUAGACCUCUUUGUUGCAGAGUUCAGUAACGCACCAUCUACAAUAUUUGUCUUGGGAGAAAGAAACAUCUUUGCUUUUAAAGAAAGUGGAAUUUUACGGUAUAUGAAAAAGGUUGAUUACAAUCCAAGUUCCUUUCUUCCCUAUGAGAGCUCCAAAGAAGAUAGUAUUUUCAACCUAGUAGCAACAAAUACCAGAACUUUGCUAGUGUAUGAAGACAUGACCUUACGUUGGGCUGCCCAAGUACCAUUUGUACCAGUUUGUAUCCAACGGGCAAAUUUUAUAGAUCUCAAAGGGGUGGUGGUUAUUCUGUCCGAGUCUGGAGACUUAUUAUGUUGUUACCUCGGCACUGAUCCUUCAUUCUUUGUUGCUCCAUCGCCCGAAUCUCGAGAAAUUGACUUUGAAGAAGCUGAACAAGAAAUGCAGGAACUAAAGAAGAUUAUUAAAAAUUCUAGUCAAAAUUUCCCUGGAAAUACACGGUUAGAACAGGAGCUCACCGUACACAUUUCUGUAGCUUCUCAGGUGGACAUUGUUCCAGUGGAUGAAAAUUAUGAAUCAGAUGAACAAGAAAAUGCACCAGUAGUAACUGUCAAGGUGCAGAUAAAGACAACAACAACAGUCAGAGAUGUGAGACUUAUGUUUGAUGUUCAGAGACCUCUGGUUGUGUCACAGAAAGUCUUCAGUUUUGGAUCGAUAUCAGAAUUCUUUCAAGCCAUGGUUUCAGUAAGAAUGAACGAUUCCCAUAUACCCGUGAGCUUGAAGUUAAGAGUUUUGGUUGCAUACAUUAAUAGUGGAGGAGCUCCUAGAAUUACUGAAAGUUCUGCAGAUCUUCCUCUCCGAUUGGUUGUUAAGCCUUGUCCACCAGAGAAGAAUGCCACUCACAAGUUAACGAUUGACACUAACAAACCAGCGGUUGCCAUCAAUGACUUGUUUCCAGACUUGUAUUUUGAAAAAGCAGAAAAAAAUAUAUUUUGUGCUCUGUCUGUAUCUUUGUUACAUGUUAUGGGUGAUUCUUCGACCAAUACCAUUAAUGCUCUGUCUGUAUCUUUGUUACAUGUUAUGGGUGAUUCUUCAACCAAUACCAAUAAUGCUCUGUCUGUAUCUUUGUUAGAUGUCAUGGGUGAUUCUUCGACCAGUACCAGUAAUGCCAUGGGAUUUGAAUUUCUUGGAGGUCAGCAAGUCACAGUACUUGCUUCAAAAACUUCUCAGCGUUAUAGAUUACAAAGUGACAGCUUUCCUGCUCUGUGGCUGUUAAUCUCCGAGUUAAUGAAACGGCUGCACAGACACUUCAAACAUGGUAGCGGGGGCGAUGUUAAGUUAUCAUAUUCUUCAAACAUUCCACUGCAAGAGUAUUUUGAAGUUAUAAAAGAACACUUGGAGUGUCGACAUUCGUUGCAGAAGUCACAAGAACUAUUAGGUCAACAAGCAGCUCAGUAUCGGGCUGUCCAGAAACGACUACUCACGAAACUGAAGGAUAAAACACCCACACCUUUAAAUAACAUUGAUUCUCUUCUAGAAGCUACUCACAGACAGAUACUGUCGUUGACUGAGACAGCGGAGGAUAACCUGCGGUCUCUUGAAGCGUCAAGCUGUAGCCUUAGCUGUAGCACUUUUCUAGUCCUGACACUGCUCCGACUUAGCAUUCAUAUGUCUGAUGAAGAGUUCAGUGUCCUCCAGGCUGCCCUGACCCCUAACGUUCAUGCUGACUGUGAUGAGGUAAGAUUAAGCAUUCUUUACUUAAAUCAAGUGUGUGUGGUAUUUAUGUUAAUAAAGUUUGAAUGUAUAAAAUUAGGUUUCGUUUGAAUUAUUGAUGAUUGG
Limulus polyphemus (Atlantic horseshoe crab) is the source of this 2463-nucleotide messenger RNA. It is a transcript of the gene BBS9, whose product is annotated as protein PTHB1-like. Bases 148 to 2448 code for a protein of 766 amino acids. Gene Ontology annotation, biological process: cilium assembly. NCBI's taxonomy places the organism in Eukaryota, Metazoa, Arthropoda, Merostomata, Xiphosura, Limulidae. The transcript is spliced from 18 exons. Gene Ontology annotation, cellular component: membrane; BBSome. The record is from RefSeq and is a predicted model, not a curated record.